UCGAAUUGGAAGGAUCUGGCACGGUCCAGGAUCGGCCAGAGAAUGUUGGCGGAAAUGGUUCGGCUGUCCUACCAGCAUCGAGCGUUUUACUGCUACGUGAUUCUAAGCGUAUGGAUCUUCCUCCUCGUUGCUGGUAUGUACAAAUACAUUGGCAUAGAUGAAAAAAGUUCAGUACAAACAAGAGUUCUGGGAAAUGAUAUAUCUAUCAGGGAAUUUCCUAGAAACUUGAAAGCUGAUAUAAAAACGAAAAAGAUAUUUCGGUUUUGUAAUCCUCCCAAUGAUAUUGCAGCAGAAACUGAAGGAAAAUUGGAUGGGAAUCUGACGUUAGGAGGUAUUUUAGUAUUCAUUCGACACGGAGAUAGAGGGCCAUUAGCUCACAUACGUAACAUAAGCAUAGUUAAUUGUGGCGGAGAGUUGAAUGGUAUACCUGAGUUAGAGAACUUGUACCAGAAUUAUGUAAAUUUUCUACAAAACGUCUCCAGUUAUUCCAGAACAGCAUGGGCACAAUUCCUGGGACCGUUCCAUGGUUUUCCUAUGCUGCCAGCCAACUCUAAAGACUGUAGAAUUGGUCAGUUAACGACACUUGGUAUCGGGCAACUCUUAAAAACAGGAAUCAUACUUAAAAAUGCGUACUACCAUAAGCUUAAUCUUGGAAACGGCACCAUAUCCAGCAAAGACAUCGUUGUGUAUAGCACUAGAUAUAGAAGAACUGUUCAGAGCGCAGUUGCAUUACUGUAUGCCCUAUUAGAGACCGAUGGCUUUCAAAACCUAGCUAAAGUUACUAUGCAAGAAAGCCAGAGUUACGCGUUUUGUAACACGGACUGCGCGUGUCCUGUUGCUGAGAAAUUUUUCAAGCAACAUUUGAAGGAAAUGUCGGACCACUUGAAAUCUCAUCCAGCAGUGGCAGACCUGAUAAGGCAGGCUUCCAGUGCAGUCUUCGAAAUCCCUGAUCAGGCACAGAUGACAGAUCCCCAUACCUUAAAAGAUGCAUUGUUAACGUACAUCUGUCAUGGUGCUUCUCUACCAUGCAUGGACUUUGAAACGCAACGCGUUUGCGUGAAAACGGAACACGUUACAGGCCUGUUCGCGUAUACGGAAUGGGAGUCUAAGCAAAUUGCAAAGAGCAGCAAUCGCAGGAAAUACGGAUUGUUAAGGGCGUACGGACUUCUUAGAAGUAUCGUUUCUUACAUGCUACGCAUUAUAUCGGAGGCGAAACCUAAGAUCGUUUUGUACUCUGGUCAUGACAAGACUUUGGAAUACCUUGCGACCGCUCUUGGAAUCUUCUCCGACAAGUUGACCAUGCCACAUUACGCUUCCCGCUUCGUGAUCGAGGUUUAUCGAAUUAAUCCGAAGAACGAGAACCACGUAGCUAGUGACUUUUAUUUCCGCGUUAUCAUAAACGGGAAGGAUUUCACCCAAAAGAUACCUUUUUGCCGAAACGCAAAUUUUUACACUGUCAGUUAUUUCGAACGCAACGAUGCCGAGAAAACGCGCAGAGAUUCAAAAUUAUGCCCGAUCGAAACGAUUAUCAGGCAACUUCACGACGAUUACUUCGGACCGUUCAAUGCAACUAACUUCAAGGAUGCGUGCACCAAUCAUAAACGCGGGUAAUUUGAAUUUUCUCCAUUUUACUUCUCUGUGAAGAACAAUCAUAAAUGGAAAAUAUUCUCCAAAGAUUUUCAAAUUUUAAAUCGACACGGGGUGCAAAUUCGAACCUCUAGUAAUAUUAUGAUAUUUUACAAAGAAAGUAUUACAAACUCCUGUAACUUUGCUACAAAAAAAAACAAAAGUUGAAACAUGUAAGAUUU
This is a messenger RNA of Osmia lignaria (orchard mason bee), 1808 nucleotides long. RefSeq names its product 2-phosphoxylose phosphatase 1. Gene Ontology annotation, biological process: dephosphorylation; glycosaminoglycan biosynthetic process; chondroitin sulfate proteoglycan biosynthetic process. The record is from RefSeq and is a predicted model, not a curated record. NCBI's taxonomy places the organism in Eukaryota, Metazoa, Arthropoda, Insecta, Hymenoptera, Megachilidae. Gene Ontology annotation, molecular function: phosphatase activity. Gene Ontology annotation, cellular component: Golgi apparatus.